Myotis lucifugus (little brown bat) is the source of this 2312-nucleotide messenger RNA. RefSeq names its product zinc finger protein 709-like. The record is from RefSeq and is a predicted model, not a curated record. Gene Ontology annotation, biological process: regulation of DNA-templated transcription. The transcript is spliced from 5 exons. Lineage: Eukaryota; Metazoa; Chordata; Mammalia; Chiroptera; Vespertilionidae.
UGCUUAACGGUCCCUGGCGCCCCUGUUGCAGGCUCUGCGGCGCGGUGAUCCGCACGCGGAGAGGAAGUUUAGGCGGGACUCGGGGAGACCUAGGAAACCUGGAAAUGGUCCGUCCUCGGAUUCCCAACGCCAGCUUUCCUCCUGAGUCACAGCAUCAUGACCGACUAGCCUCCGGGGUGCGUUUCAAACAGACUCAAUAUUUCGACUCAGUGACAUUUGAGGAUGUGGCUGUGAACUUUAGUCUGGAGGAGUGGGCCUUACUGGAUUCUUUACAAAAGAAACUCUACAAAGAUGUGAUGAGGGAAACCUUCAGCAACCUGGCCUCCAUAGGGGGAAAAUGGGAAGAUCACGAAAUUGAAAAUCAGUACAAAAACCAGGGGAGUAAACAUAGAAGUCAAAUGGUAGAGAGGAGCUGCAAAAGGAAGGAGGAUAGUCAAUGUGGAGAAAACUUAACCCUUAUUCCAAAUCUCAAUCUGAUGAAAUCUCUUCCUGGAGCAAAACCAUGGGAAUACAGUGCGUGUGGUGAAGUCUUCAUGCAUCAUUCAUUCCAUGAUAGGUACAUCAAAUGUCAAACUAGACACAAGACCUCUGAGAAUCAGAAAUAUGGAGAGAAACCAUAUAAAUGUAGUAGAUGUGGGAGAGCCUUCAUUUAUAUUCAGUUGUUUGAAAAACAUGAAAGAAAUCACAAUGGAGAAGAAUCUAAUAAAUGUGAGGAAUGUUGGAAAGCCUUCAGGUGGCUCAAAAGCCCUCAAAGACACAUGAUCAAACAUACUGCAGAUGCUCCUUAUAAAUGUAAGGAGAGUUUGAAAACCUUUAGUUCUUCAGUUUUUCUUCAAACAUGUGAGAGAAGCCACAUUGUAGAGAAGCCCUAUCAAUGUAAACUCUGUGGAAAAGCCUUCCGAUAUUAUAAAAGUUUUCAAAGACAUGAAAGGAAUCACCCUGGAGAGAAACCCUAUGAAUGUAAAAAAUGCAAUAAAGCAUUCAGGUAUCCCAGUCAUCUUCAAAUACAUGAAAGAAUUCACACUGAAGAGAAACCCUAUGAAUGUAAGCAAUGUGGAAAGACCUUCAGAUCUUACAGUUCCUUACAACCACAUGAAAUGACUCACACAGGAGAGAAACCCUAUGAAUGUAAGGAAUGUGGAAAAGCAUUCAGAUAUUACAGUUCCUUACAAAUACAUGAAAGGUCUCACACUGGAGAGAAACCCUAUGACUGUAAAAAAUGUAGCAAAGCAUUCAGUGCUCCCAGUUGUCUUCGCAAACAUGAAAGAAUUCACAGUGCAGAGAAACCCUAUGGAUGUAAUGAAUGUGGAAAAGCCUUUAGAUUUUAUAGUUCCUUACAAACCCAUGAAAGGACACACACAGGAGAGAAACCCUAUGAAUGUAAGCAAUGUGGAAAGGCCUUGAGAUAUUACAGUUCCUUGCAAAUUCAUGAAAGGAUACACACAGGAGAGAAACCCUAUGAAUGUAAGGAAUGUGGAAAUGCAUUCAGAUGUAACAGUUUCUUAAAAAUACACAAAAAAUCUCACACUGGAGAGAAACCCUAUGAAUGUGAAAAGUGUAGUAAAGUGUUCAGUACUCCCAGUAAUCUUCGAAUACAUGAAAGAACUCACACUGCAGAGAAACCCUAUAAAUGUAAGGAGUGUGGAAAAGCCUUCAGAUACUAUCGUUCCUUACAAACACAUGAAAGGACUCACACAGGCGAGAAACCCUAUGAAUGUAAACAUUGUGGGAAAGCCUUCAUUUGUCGCACCACCAUUCAAAGACACAUGAAAAUGCACACUGGUAAAACACCGUAUCAAUGUAAGGAAUGUGGGAAAGCAUUCACUUGCCUUAGUUUAUAUCAAAGACACGAAAGAACUCACACUGGAGAGAAACCCUAUGAAUGUAAACAAUGUGGAAAAGCCUACAGAGAUCACAGUUCCUUACAAAGACAUGAAAGAACUCACACUGGAGAGAAACCCUAUGAAUGUAAGGAAUGUGGGAAAGCCUUUAUUUGUAACAAAAUUUUUCGAAUACACAUGAUGAGAGUGCACACUACAGAAAAACCAUAUAAAUGUGAAGAAUGUGGGAAAGCCUUUAGUCAUCCCUAUUCCUUUCGAAGGCAUGAAAGGACUCACUGGAUAAAACCUCUUGAAUGUAAAUAGUGUGGGAAAGACUUCAGUUGGCCCACAUCCUUACAUGUGAAAACUCCCACUGAAAAGAAAUAAAAAUGCAAAUAACAUGAGAAGGAUAGACAUAAUCCUAUUUAAUGAAGAUGGAAUAUGGAAAUUGACCAUCACUUUGCGACAAAGAUGGCAGUGCCCAUAGCCAAU